Molecule: messenger RNA, 1974 nt
Organism: Anolis carolinensis (green anole)
Lineage: Eukaryota; Metazoa; Chordata; Lepidosauria; Squamata; Anolidae
Gene: ctse
Product: cathepsin E
Exons: 9
Coding region: 1-1191 (396 amino acids)
Biological process (GO): antigen processing and presentation of exogenous peptide antigen via MHC class II; proteolysis
Cellular component (GO): endosome
Molecular function (GO): aspartic-type endopeptidase activity
Source: RefSeq, a predicted model, not a curated record
AUGAAGUGGCUGGUCCUUAUAACAUGUUUCAUUUUGUUUGUCUCUGGAUUGCAAAGAGUUCCCCUGAAAAGACACAAAUCUUUGAGGAAUAUUUUGAGAGAACGUGGUGAACUAUCCAAAUUCUGGAAAAGUUACAAGGUGGACAACAUCCAAUACACCCAGGACUGCUCUGCUUUCCAGGAAGCAAAUGAGCCACUCCUCAACUAUUUUGAUGUGGAAUAUUUUGGAGAGAUCUCUAUCGGCACUCCUCCUCAGAAUUUCACUGUGCUUUUUGACACUGGUUCCUCCAACUUAUGGGUACCAUCGGUUUACUGUGCCAGCAAAGCUUGUGUUGAGCAUUCCAGAUUUCACCCCACAGAAUCCAGCACCUACAAUGAAGUUGGAACAUCUUUUUCCAUUCAUUAUGGCACGGGUAGCUUGACAGGAAUAAUUGGAAUGGAUUCAGUGACUGUUGAAGGAAUCACUGUAACCAAUCAACAGUUUGCAGAGAGUGUUUCUGAGCCUGGAAAAACCUUUCUGGAUUCUGAGUUUGAUGGGAUCCUUGGUUUGGCUUACCCAUCUCUGGCAGUGGAUGGAGUCACACCAGUCUUCGAUAAUAUGAUGGCCCAAAAUCUGGUUGAAUUGCCAUUAUUCUCUGUUUACUUAAGCAGGAACCCAGACUCUUCCAUAGGAGGGGAGCUGAUUUUUGGUGGCUAUGAUCCUUCCCUUUUCAGUGGAAAUCUCAACUGGAUACCAGUCUCUAAAAAAGGAUACUGGCAGAUCCAACUGGAUAAUAUCCAGGUGGGAGGGACCAUUGCAUUCUGUGCGGAAGGCUGCCAGGCUAUCGUGGACACAGGGACCUCUCUCAUCACAGGUCCAUCUGAUGACAUUAAGCAGAUGCAAAACUUAAUUGGUGCACAACCUGUAGAUGGAGAAUAUGCUGUUGAAUGCAGCAACCUCAGUAUGAUGCCUAGUGUUACUUUCACCCUCAACGGGAUUCCUUACUCUCUUACUCCAGAGGCUUAUACCCUCAUGGAAAAUAGUGAUGGGAUGCAGCUGUGCUCCAGCGGUUUCCAGGCUCUGAACAUGCAGACCCCAGAAGGGCCACUUUGGAUUCUGGGGGAUGUUUUUAUUGGCCAGUAUUAUUCUGUCUUUGACCGGGGAAAUGACAGAGUGGGGUUGGCACCUCUUGUUCCUCCAGCAGCUGUAUGAUAUCAGAGUCUGAGCCCCAGGCGCUUUUCCCCCUGAGCAACUCUGAUAAAAUGCUUCCCCCACCUCUCCGUCUGGUUUCAGAUUCAAUCAUGAUCAGAAUGCAUAGAAUUGUUUUCAUUUACAUAUCUUGAGCUCUUUCUUUAUUCAAAAUGCAAUGGCCAAAUUGCCUAGUUAAGCUGGUUGCAGGCAAUAGAUAACUGCCAUUUGACACCCAACUUCACUGCCUACCCUCUAGGCACAAUUCAAAUUACUCAUGGCUUGGGUCCAUACUAUCUGAAAGACCAUACCUCCCUCCAUGAGCCUGCCCAAGUUUUCAGAUACUUGGUAGAAGGCUUUAUUUGGAUCCCACCACCAUAAUAGUCAUCUUUGGUGAGGGUAUAUGAGUCUUUUCAUGGCUAAUCCUAGGCUGUAAAAUUCACAGCAACCCACUCUUUCUUCUCUUUUUUGAAUAGAGUAUAUUGAACUGACAAAGGAUUCAAAUUGAACAACUACUGAUGGAAGGAAUCUUGCUGAGAACACAAGGUGUUCUACCCACAAACAUUAAGUUACCUAUCUUCUUUUCUAUUCCUAAUUUUUGUAAACAAAACAAUAUACUAAAAAUAAAUAAAAAUAAUAUUUUUUUAAAAAAGCACUUUUAUGCAACGCUAUGCUUGCCCCUAUAUUUUUUUACUUCCACUGUCAGGCAAAGACUUUUUUUUGUAAUUUAGAUUAGUAUGGAGAAUUGAUUAGUAGUUGCAAAAGGAUCUUUUAAUGGAUUAUGUGUGCUGUUCUUUUAUUCUCAUA